CUAACCCGACCCGUCGGCACAAACAGGCGGCCGUGCUCCGUGUGUGGAACUUGACGAUGAUGCCACUGCAGUGCUGCAAAGCACCGUCGACGUUGACGUGACUAUAAAAUGCGCUACACAACCGUUAGCCUCACGUGAAAGUUUUGUGGAGCCAUGGAUCCGCCCUGCACGGCUUCUGCCGCUCCGGCGGGUCUGACGGUCCAGGUGUGCUUCCCUGGCGUCCGUGCUGCCGUUCUGGACAAUCUGAACCGACAGCGGGAGGAGGGUCGGCUGUGUGACCUCUCCAUCCAGGUGCAGGGCCAGGUGUUCCGGGCUCACCGCUGUGUCCUCGCUGCCUCGUCUCCGUACUUUCACGACCAGGUGUUACUUAAGAACGUCACCACGGUUUCACUCCCCUCGGUUAUGGACCCUGUGGCGUUUGAGAGUGUGCUGAGUUCUGCCUACACGGGCCAGCUGAGCAUCGUGCAUGAGGACAUUGUGAACUAUGUCACUGUGGCCAGUUUUCUUCAGAUGUGGCACAUCGUGGACAAAUGCACCGAGAUCUUGAAGAGGCCCCGUCCUCCAGCUGAAGCCGCCCCUGGAGAGGCGGCUGCAGCUCAUCCAGGCACCGCAUCCCGGCAGCAGUCGCCAAGCAGCACCGACUGCCUCUAUCUGGAAAGGGAGGCGAGGAAACGGGAGAGGAAGCCUGACGCCUUGCCUCCCUUAGCCACAUGGAGACGCCCACAGCAGUUUCCUAGAUGGGGGCGGACACGUCCCUCAUCAGCCCAGCACUUAGCAGACUCUCAGCUGGACUCGCUCCCCGGCUAUACAGCGAAUGAUUACACCAGCUGUGGAGAAGCGUGGGUUUCAAAUCACAUCAAAACCAGCCACUUUGCACAAGACGGACCCGGCCACGGCAGCCGGCACCACGGGGGGCCCCCAGGGGGAGAGGCGCUGAAGCAGAAAGUCAGGUUCCAGCAGCGGGGAGCGCAGCUGAGCGCUGAUAGACUGCCGGAUAAAAAUAGAGGGAGUGGACAGAGUGAUGAGCCACAAGAGAAGAGGAAGAAUGAGAAGAGAGAGAUUGAGGCAGAUGAAGGAGUAGGAGAGGACGAGGUGGAACUGAAGGAAGACUUUGAGCAAAUGGGACACUGUGCCUUCCACCCAGUUUCAGAUGAAAACGAGGAAGCUGGACUAGCGCCAGGGAAAAGCAGUGCAGAGGGGAUGAAGAACAAGGUGGAGAGAGAGUCGUUGGGAAACGAUAAUUCGGACCUGCCCAGUACUUGCCACACAGUGGAAGGGGGUCCGGGCCUGUCCUGUCCGGUUCCAGCUCAGCAGCAGUGGCAGACGAGUCCCUGGUCUCAGCAAGAGCAGAGGUCUCAGGGAGCAGGGGUGGGCAGCUGUGGUAAAGUCCAGGAGGAAGAUGAGGAGGAAGAGGAUGUUGACUUUGACUGUUUUACAGGCGGGACCUUUAGCAGAGGAACAUACGAUGAGAUUGAGAAUAACACAGGACAAGUGUCCCAGCGGCCGUUGGUGCCUGUGUCCCCUGACCUGACCAUGGCAGGCUCAGAGGUGAGCUGGCCGUCCACCAGCGCGGGGCAGAGCAGCUCCCUCACCCCCACCUCCAGCCGCCAUCUGUCGCCUUCCUCCGCUGCUUUCCCUCCGCCAUCUUCGCCCCCGACCCCAUCUUCAUCCUCCUCCGUGUCCCUCGCUGGCACCCCCUACACAGGAAAAGUCCACUUCUGCCACUGUGGCAAGGCCUACACCCUCAAGAGCAUGCGUGACCGGCACGUGAAGAUGCAGCACCUCAACCUGCGGCCCUUCGGCUGUCCCGUUUGCACAAAGUCCUUUAAGAUGAAGCACCACCUAACCAAGCACCUUAAAACCCACGGAGGCAAA
Messenger RNA from Betta splendens (Siamese fighting fish), 1875 nucleotides. Its product is annotated as zinc finger and BTB domain-containing protein 22-like. Gene Ontology annotation, biological process: regulation of transcription by RNA polymerase II. NCBI's taxonomy places the organism in Eukaryota, Metazoa, Chordata, Actinopteri, Anabantiformes, Osphronemidae. The annotation marks the transcript as partial. The record is from RefSeq and is a predicted model, not a curated record. Gene Ontology annotation, molecular function: protein binding; DNA-binding transcription factor activity, RNA polymerase II-specific; RNA polymerase II cis-regulatory region sequence-specific DNA binding. The transcript has 4 exons.